AAAAGACGAAAAUUCUGAGACACAAAGCGAUAAUAAAAAGAAAAGAAGGAACGCCGAAAUAUCAGUUGGGUAAAUGACAAUAAUUAAUCACGAAUUGCGUCCAGGCAGGAGAAGAGAAGACGAAUUUCUAUUGAUGUCCGAGGUAAUUGAGAGGCCUGGCCAGGUUGCCCAGAAUGAAGAAAGGAAUGAGUAAAAUAAUGACCGAAAUGAAAAGAAAUAAAAAUAGAACGAGAGUGAGUGAGAAUAAUUCAAGUGAUAAUGAUAGCUACAAACCGGCAGAUACCAGCAACGAGAGAUCAGUUGCCUCUCUUGAGUAUACCGUUCGGCAGACUGAACAGGCUUGUAUCUGCGUCAGACAAGGCGUCAGUUUGAUGUCAGCAUAAGAUCAGCAUAAGUAGAGCUCCAGAGUUCGAACA
Molecule: messenger RNA, 416 nt
Organism: Aspergillus vadensis CBS 113365
Lineage: Eukaryota; Fungi; Ascomycota; Eurotiomycetes; Eurotiales; Aspergillaceae
Exons: 1
Coding region: 174-383 (69 amino acids)
Source: RefSeq, a predicted model, not a curated record